Molecule: messenger RNA, 1396 nt
Organism: Solanum pennellii
Lineage: Eukaryota; Viridiplantae; Streptophyta; Magnoliopsida; Solanales; Solanaceae
Product: NDR1/HIN1-like protein 26
Exons: 1
Coding region: 286-1080 (264 amino acids)
Cellular component (GO): plasma membrane
Source: RefSeq, a predicted model, not a curated record
GAGAUUCCUAUUUCUUGGUGUGUUGUAAGUAUCCCCAUUUGCCCCCACUUUAGUGGUUUAUAGUCUAUCCCUUAAACACUUUGAAGAAACAAAAAAAUUCAUUUCAACACAAAAGAAACUUUGACACUUUGCUUUGCUUUCCCUUUACUUCACAUUUUUUCAUUUUCUUUCCCAAAAAACCAAUAUGUCCUUGUAAACUCUUCGAAUAAUCAUAAUAUUAGAACUUGUUUUUGUAUUGAAAGUACACCAUUGUUUUGGUCUAAAAACUAAUAACACAAACAAAUAAUGACAGACAGAGUUUACCCUUCAGCCAAGCCUAAUGGCACUGCGCCCACUGCUGCAAAUCCACACGCUGCUCCGGUCAAGAACCAGAUGUACAACAACCCAAAUCGUGUCCCUUACCGACCGACACCAACAGCCUACCACCGACACAACCGCCGUCGUUGCAGCGGCCGGCGUUGUUUCUGUAUGUGUUGUUUCUGGUCUAUUCUCAUCAUUUGCAUCCUCCUCCUCCUUGCAGCUAUUGCUGGUGCUAUUUUCUACGUUCUUUACCAUCCUCAACGCCCUACAUUCGCAGUUUCUUCACUCAAGAUCUCUAGUUUCAAUCUCACUACUUCCACCGACGACACAACCCAUCUCACUACAAAAUUGAACCUCACACUCUCAACCAAAAACCCAAACAAGAAAUUGAUAUACAACUAUAACACUAUCUCUAUCACUGCACUUUCAAAUCAAGUUGUUUUAGCUAAAGGGUCGUUUCCUGGAUUCACCAGCACUACAAAUAACAUUACAAUUAUACACUCCACUCUGUCGAUGGCGUCACAAGUACUUGAUGUUGAUUCAGUUUCAUCUCUAAAAUCAGAUCUGAAGAGAAAAGCUGGGUUACCGGUCACAAUCUUGAUGGAUACUAUGGUAGAAGUGAAAAUGGACAAAUUGAAAAGCAAAAGGGUAGGGAUUAGAGUAACGUGUGAAGGAAUUCAUGGAUCGACACCAAAGGGUAAAGCUCCAGCAGUGGCAUCAACAAAUAAUGCGAAGUGUAAGGUUGAUCUAAGAAUCAAGAUCUUGAAAUGGACUUUCUAAUUUCAUCUCAAUUUGGUUUGACUCUCUCUCUCUCAUUUUUUUUUUUGGGUUUUAAGUAUAAUCAUAGUAAUUUCUUUUGGGGUUCAAAUUGACUCCUCUGUUUUUUUUUCCCUUCUUCUUGAGAGAUUUGUUUGUAAACUUAAGAAGAGACUAGGAAGAUUGCCAAAGUUAAGUUGAGUUUUUUUCCUAGAAUUGUGAAGAAAGUUGGGGUUGGAAUUAUAAGUUCUUUUUUUUUUCGAUUAUGCGUUUAGUUAAUUGUAGUCAGACUUAAAUUCAUUCAAGAUCUCAAUCACAAAAUUUGCACUUUCUUGAAGCA